Symbiodinium sp. CCMP2592 is the source of this 1023-nucleotide messenger RNA. The record is from the annotation of a GenBank genome assembly. Lineage: Eukaryota; Dinophyceae; Suessiales; Symbiodiniaceae.
AUGCACACGGUUUUCAAGGCCCGACGUGCACCUGCCGCCCGCGCUGCCCUCGCAGCUUUGGGCACUGCAGGGCUGACCUGGUUGGUUCCCACCCGGGCGCGUGGCCUGUCAAGUGAGGAGCCUCCAGGAAAGAAGAAGGCUGCUCAGAGCUCCAAAGAUGAGCUUUGGCAUCCUUCUUGGGUGGAAGCCACCGGGGAGCGAACGAUUGCUCAGCGCCUUGGAGCUGGCGCCCAGGAGGGAGAAAAGAUGGAGCUGUUCACCUCCUGGUUCUGCCCUUUCGCACAGCGUGCUUGGAUUGCCCUGGAGGAGAAGGGUGUGGACUACUCCUACGUGGAGAUCAACCCAUACGAAGUGGACCCGCAGCUUCCAGGAGGAUACACGAAGAAGCAGCUGCCUAUCGAAGUAAAGAAGGCAAUGUACCCCGACUUCGUGCAGUCUUCCCCAAGGGGUUUGGUACCGGCUGUGGCAGAUCCAAACGGAGACAAAGUUUGGGAAUCCCUGCACGUCGUGCAGUAUGUCGACGAACGCUUCGAUUACCCUCCCUACUUCCUCCCGAAGGGGGAUCCGCUGAAGCGGGCGCACGUUCGAAUCUGGUCCGACUUCGUCACGGAACGGAUGCAGAAGAAUUUCUACAUGCUGCUGAUGGACCAGGAUCCGGAGAAGCAGGCCACCGCCAAAGGGGCCUUUUUCACAGAGUGCCGCACUUUCGCCAAAGCCAUGAGCACAGACGGGCCCUACUUCCUUGGAAAGGAAAUUUCCAUGGUUGACAUUGCUUUGUUCCCCUUCUGGCAGCGGUUCCUGUGGGUCGGCAGCCACUACCGAGGCUUGGUAAUGCCUGAUGAUGCGGAGUUCCGCCGGCUACAGUCCUGGUGGGAGGCAUGUUCAGAGCGGGCGGCUUUCAAGAACACCCUGGUCUGUCGUCCUCGCCUCAUCUCUUCCUACAGCCAGUACAGCCGUAACGAGGGCACCUCGGACUACGCGAAGAACCUGCAGAGCUCUUUGAGUGGAGCCAAGAAGCCCUGA